Molecule: messenger RNA, 602 nt
Organism: Pipistrellus kuhlii (Kuhl's pipistrelle)
Lineage: Eukaryota; Metazoa; Chordata; Mammalia; Chiroptera; Vespertilionidae
Gene: GPR15LG
Product: chromosome unknown C10orf99 homolog
Exons: 3
Coding region: 156-401 (81 amino acids)
Molecular function (GO): G protein-coupled receptor binding
Source: RefSeq, a predicted model, not a curated record
UUUUCCUUUUGGGAGGGGCUGACUCUACUCUUUAUGAGAAUUUCAAGGCUGCUGUGCCCUGCCCAUUUGGGAACACCUCUCCGGCACUCGGUGUCCUUGGGAAGGAUUUCCGGGGCGCAGCUGCCUCCCGGACAGACAGGAGGCCCGGCCGCACCAUGCGGGCUCUGGUCCUCUCCGGCCUGCUCUGCAUGCUGCUGCUCUGCAACUCCGUCUUCUCCGCGGAAGGAAGAAGGCAUCUUCGGCCUCCUGUCAAGCCCUGGAAAGGCAAGCCCUGCUGUUCCCAAGUUCCUGAUCCUGCCCUGAGGACCCAGAAAGGGCACCGUGUGAGGAUCUGCAAACCAUGCAAGUUCAAGCCAGAGUCCCCCUUCUGGGUGGUGCCCGGGGCGCUCCCACAGGUUUAGUGUUUCCCAAGCAAGGCUCGGUUCCUGAGGCACCCCGAAGCCCCUGGGUCCCUUCUGGAGCUGGGACUGAGGCAAAGGCCCUGGAAGCCUCUGCCCCAAAUCACCGGUCUCCUCCUUAAAGACACAGCAUUCCCUGCGCCACUUUGGAUUGUUCUUGCCCUGCCUUUCAGAAAAGCCACAAUAAAGAAAGAAGAAUGCUUG